Molecule: messenger RNA, 1117 nt
Organism: Colletotrichum godetiae
Lineage: Eukaryota; Fungi; Ascomycota; Sordariomycetes; Glomerellales; Glomerellaceae
Exons: 2
Coding region: 167-979 (270 amino acids)
Source: RefSeq, a predicted model, not a curated record
GCAGCCUACUAUCGCUAGGCUCUACCGAGAUGAGAGCAAGUCCCUGAGACAAGUUAGGGAGAUCAUGGAAACCCAAUAUCAUUUUAACGCCACAACUAAGAUGUACAAGUCAAGACUGAAGGUUUAGAAAUUGGACAAGAAGCUUAAAGAAGCCGAAGUAGCGGUAAUGCUUCGACAAACGAAGGACCGCGACGCUGCCGGGAAGCGCUCUCAGUUCUUUCUCCGAGGUCAAGAAGUCAACUGGGAACGUGUGGUUCAGUAUCUGAAACAUAGGCCGGACUUACAAGAUACAACCAGCGUGGAUAUCGCACAAUAUACGAAUGCAAACUUGGAUAUAACAUGCUCUACACCCUCGCCGACCUUAUCCAAGAGCGAAAUCCCUCGUCGGAUAGAGCUGCAUUCGGAUUUGCGUUUGCUCGACGAUUCUAUACGGAUCAUACGUUCCUACCUUGAUGGGGCAUUCGAAACAGGCUUGGUCGUCAUCAAUGGGCAAAUUCUCUACGGACCAAACGGGAAGCAAGCAAAGCAAAGGGUCCGGAAGUGGCAUGACGACAUGGCCGACAUCCAUGCAUUGUUUAGCAGCCAGGAAGUAACUGCUGCCUUCCGCCACCUCAACAAGCAACUUGAUUCACUGAAAUAUCUCAUAAGGGAACAGGAACCUGAGCUGCUAAUACUAGCAUUCAACGACAUCUUCGACCUGGAACCUAAACUCUCUGAGACACUCCUUCUGUUCGUUUGCAGGAUGCAUCAGGCCAUAUUUGGCGAACAACACCCGCUCAGCCUUAUAUGGGAUAAAUUAGUUCGCUUCACUGCAAGGGCCCGCUUGCAUGCUGUGCUGAGCAUGGCCACUUUCACUGCAGAUGUGAUAGAAGCGAGGAUGGGGGCUCAGUCUGCGAUGGUUGAGGCUCUGGAGUGCCUUCAGGUGGACGUGCAUAAGCAAAGAGGCUUCAAGGAGACCCUCGGGAUUUCAGAAGUUUGAAUUAUUUUCGGAGAGAGCUUCUGACACGCUUGAUCGGGACCAACAGUGCACCGACAAGAGUAAGGUAGUCGAGACUUGGGCCCUAUCAUGGAGUUCUAGCGGAAGUGCUUUCACGGUCUGUGAUAAUAGCAUAGGGAU